This is a messenger RNA of Microbotryum saponariae, 1721 nucleotides long. NCBI's taxonomy places the organism in Eukaryota, Fungi, Basidiomycota, Microbotryomycetes, Microbotryales, Microbotryaceae. The record is from the annotation of a GenBank genome assembly.
AUGCAAAGUAUUCGCAACAAGUUCUCCAAUAGCACAACAGGAGUCUCUCCAAGUACUAGUAGCGGAAUAAUGAAGAAAAAAGGACAAGUUUGCGUCUCUUUUGCGAUGAUGUUCAUGCUAGGCUUCAACAUCGCCGCGACCGGUGCCAAGUGAGUCCCGGUAGCUGAGACUCGAUUCGGUCAGAGCCGAGCUGACGCGCGCGCCAUGUAUUUUCCGAGCCAAUAGUGUUCCCUCCAUCAGCGCGAGUUUCCACGUGGCGUACAGUGUCAUCUCAAUGUUUUUCUUGUCCUACGUGACUGGGUAAGUUUGGAGCACUCUCAUGAGCGAAAAGAAACGCGCCUCUGACCACAAUCACCUCUCGCGCGGCGUCCCAUGCAGAUUCAUCACCACUUGCGUCGCGUCCUCUUACGUCGCCCGCGAAUUUGGGGUCCGCGCCACCCUGGCUGGUGCCAACAUCCUGUGGAUAUUUGGAUGCCUCAUCUUUCUGCUUCAAACCUCGUUCGGCGCCUGUGUGCUCGCCUUGACUUGCCUCGGGCUCGGAAGUGGCUUGUUCGAGCCGACGAUCGUGACCGUGGUUACGCAGCAAAGCACUCCAGGUCGGUCUCUGCAUUCGAGCCUAGUUCAUAUGAUUUGAGAAUAAAACAAUAUGGGUGUUAUGGGGGACUUGCAGUGGUUCUGUCUUUCCUGUACAGCAGCUUCGCCAUCGGUGCCGGAAUUUCCCCGCUCAUCAUCGGAGGCUUUGCCGAGCGCUCGAUCCCCUGGACAAAUUUUUACUACUUUCCGGUCACGAUCUGCUCGGUGCUUGCGGCGCUCUGCCACAUCGUCUUUCAAGGCUAUGAGGAGAAGUUGGGUCAAGACCACGCACCGUCGGCGCACCGAAUGGCGACCUUUUCUUCCACAUACCCCGGCGAUUCCACGACGAAGUUCGGGCGACGUGCCUCGUUUGGAUCGUCGGUCAUGUCUGCGCCGAGCCGGUUCGCCGGGCUCGAGAUAGACCGCAACUGCGUUGCAGGGGGACACAAAUCAGACAUUUCGGCAAUGGGCCGCAUCGGUAGAGUGCUGCGCCUCCGCGUCGCGUGGAUCGGCUUCUUUCUCGUCAACCUGUCGCUCGCGACGGGCGAGCUCCUCGGCGGAUGGGGCACAACCUACUUUCUCGUUUUCAAGGAGGCUCCUCCAGGCUCCUCCAGGUUCAUCCAAUGCGGAUGGUGGUUUGGUGAGUGACUCGCCAAACCUCGGGGAUGUCUAGUACCGAGGCUGACACUGAGUCAGCACCCAACCUCUUCUGUGGCACAGGCAUGGCUUUGGGUCGCUUGGUCCUACCCAUUCUUUCACCUCGAGUUUUGGGAGAGCGUCUCUUCGCGAUCGUCCUGCUCGCCUUUGCCUCGUGCAUGAUCACCGUUAUCGGCGCCGUGCAUUCGUACAAGAGCGACGCCGUUGCUCUCGCCUUCUACGGCUUUGCGUACGGCCCCAUCGUUCCUCACAUCCUCUCAAUGGUCAGCUCUCGGGUGUCCACGGACCUGACAAGCACCGUGAUCUCCCUUACUCUCGGUGUGGGGGUGCUCGGUGGCGCGGCCGCCCCGAUCCUCUUUGGUGCCAUCGCGGUCGAUCAUGGUAUGUUGAGCGUGUUCCCCACUUGCUUGAUUGCGGGCACGUUGCUCGGCGUUUUCGGGUGGCUCUUGGUUCCGGAUCACGAGGACGAGCUUAAAUCGACCUUUCACUAG